Molecule: messenger RNA, 4605 nt
Organism: Argiope bruennichi
Lineage: Eukaryota; Metazoa; Arthropoda; Arachnida; Araneae; Araneidae
Gene: Nup154
Product: nuclear pore complex protein Nup155-like
Exons: 36
Coding region: 144-4361 (1405 amino acids)
Biological process (GO): RNA export from nucleus; protein import into nucleus; protein localization to nuclear inner membrane
Cellular component (GO): nuclear pore; nuclear pore inner ring
Molecular function (GO): structural constituent of nuclear pore; protein binding
Source: RefSeq, a predicted model, not a curated record
UUCUAACUUGUGAUAUAUUGGAUUUUCAAACUGGCAAUGUUUUUAGUUUGCUCAAUUCAAAAUGUUAUAGAGUUUGUCUCAAAAUUGUUUAGCAGCCCUUCAUCCAGAUUUAAUUAAUUGAUUUUUGUUUCAUACUAAGCAAAAUGGUGGCAAAGAUGCCCACAUUAGAUACCAGUUCCCAUUCGGUCAAUGGAGUGCCAAAGGAUGUUUUGGAGUCGUCUACAAAGAUGGUAGAUAUGCAGAUGCAACAGGAUAAUUCAUAUCCUGAAUUGACAGAUUGUUUGAAAAUGGGUGGAGCCACAUUGCCCACAGUGAGUGGUCUUAAUGAUCAAGAUUAUCCUGGAAUAUCUGAAUUGAGUAUCAGUCUACAUUCCCUUUCACAAUUGAAUUUGGUAAAAAGAAUACCAUUACCUUCAGAACUGGUGGAACAGUUUGGUUUUAUGCAAAGCAACUGCCAAAUGGGCUUAUUUCCUGAAAUUGGACGUGCUUGGUUAACAAUUGAUAGCAAUAUAUUUCUGUGGUCAUUUCAUGAUGGGAGUGACCUGGCAUAUUUUGAUGGCCUCAAUGAAACUAUACUCUGUGUUGGUCUUGUUAAACCCAAACCAGAUGUAUUUCAAAAUUUUAUUCAUUAUUUACUUUGCUUGACCACACCUGUUGAAAUCGUAUUGCUUGGAGUCAAUUUUACAACCCAAGAUAGAACUUCAUCUCCGUUUGAAGAAAUGCACAUGCUUCCAGAACCAUUGUUCUCUUAUCCAACUGACAAUGUUCAUAUGUGCACAUUUGCAGGGACAGAUGAUGGUCGCAUAUUUUUAGGUGGUAAAGAUGGCUGUGUUUAUGAAUUUACUUAUCAGGCACAAGACAGUUGGUUUGGUAGAAAGUGUCGUAAAAUCAAUCACUCUAGCAGUACUUUAUCAUUCCUAGUGCCAUCCUUUCUAAGUUUAGCAUUUUCAGAAGAUGAUGCUGUUCUUCAAAUAGCUGUUGAUGAUACAAGGCAUGUAUUAUAUGCUAGACUUGAGAAAGGAUCCAUUCAGGUUUUUGAUUUGGGAAAAGAUGGUAAACAAAUGAGUAAGGUUCAUGUUCUUCAUCAGCAUGCAAUUGUUCAUCAGGCUUCUGAUAUUGCCAGAACCAUUGACAAGAAAAAUUUCUACCCUGUUGUUCAUAUCAGUCCUGUCGAUGCCAAAGAGUCUAAAUUUGCCCAUUUGGUUGCUAUAACUCAAUCAGGUGUAAGACUUUAUUUCACUACAAAUGGUGGAUUUGGUGAUAACCGUCCAUAUACAUUAGCAUUACUGCAUGUUCGUUUGCCUCCUGGCUUUACUGCUAAUGCUGAUGUUCCUAGACCUCUAAAUGUGCGCAUGGCAUAUUACAAAAAAGGAUUUACAUUAUUAGCAUCUUCUCAGACUGAAGACAAUGAUCUUAUUUUUGCUACCAGCAAUGAUUCUUUUGCAUUUUAUAAUCAACUGAUUGAAACCCAUACUACUAUCAUGCUGGAUGGUAAUGCAUGGUCUAUUGCUGAAGUUCCAAGUAUUUUGCCUGUACCUGUUACUCCCAAGAAUGCAGAAAUUGUAUGUGAUCCGCCAGUUUUAGUAACUCAACAUAGAGAACCACCUAGACAGUUUGUUUUUCUCUCUACACAAGGCAGUUUUAUGUUGAGAAAACCAAGACCUGUUGACCAGCUGUAUAAAUUGUUUAUGGAUAAUAAAGGACCAGAUAGUGAAGCUGUCAAAGCAUUUUUUAUUAUCCAUAAGGAAUCUCAAGCAUGUGCCAUGUGCCUUAUUUUAGCAUGCUCUCAAACAUUGCCAGAAAAACAGAUUGCAGAAUGGGCUAAUAGAGCAUUUUUCAUGUAUGGUGGGGAACCUCAUUAUGGUCAAGUACAGGUUGGAGAUACUCCUUUGAAUCCAGUGGACUCGCAGUUGUCACUUGGUCGACCUAGCAUUGGAUCUACAAUUAAUCCAGUUUGGGCAAGCACUCCUCAGAAUCCACAACGUGUUGUUCUUCCUCAGCCGCAAUUUUCAAAUUUCUACAGUCCUGUAAGGCCAGUUUCUACUCCUGUGCAGCAACCUGCAUCUCCUAGUACUGGUGUUUUAGGCCAGCAGCUAUCUAGCACUGCUGUUGCACCAUCUACUUCUGAAAUGAUCUACUCAGGGAAACAUAAUGGUUUAUAUUUAUAUUUUUCAAGAAUAGUCAGACCUGUAUGGAAUUUGAAGCUGGUAUCUGAAACUUCUGCCAAAAUUGGAGAAUCAAAAGUUAUUUAUCUGAUUAGUAACAUUUCAUCUGAAGACCUAGCCUUUAUUUUACAACAACUAGUAUCUUUGAAGCAUUUUCUGCAGAAAAAUCACCAAUCCUUCUUAAAUCCAGCAGUUGCCAGCUUAGCUCAGAAUGUGGGUAUGUCAAGGCUACUGGCUCAGAAUGGCUAUGGAUCUCCUAGUGACACAUCACUCAAUUACCAAAGACACACACAAAGUGACGCUGAGUUACAGGAACGUAUUUCCCUAGCUAACUUCCAGCAACUAGUUAAUUAUACUUAUGAAAUGUUAGCUUUAUGGAAAGUAUUGUGUGAUCACCAAUUUGAAAAUGUCAUACAAUUCCUUUCACAGACUCAGCAAGAAUUAUUGAAGCUUCUGACUUUCAAGGAUUUUAUAGUUGAUGGCAAAGAGUUGUCUGUUUCUUUGACAAAUGCAUUAAUCAACUUUUACCUAGAAGAUAAUGCAAGUACUGGUACUAUUAGUCAGCUUUUGAGAGAACUUUGCCCAUCCAUUUAUCGUCUCGAAGAUGCAACUGUUUCAAGGGCUCAUGAAAUAGUAUUGAAUGCUAAAAAUAUUUUAAAUAAAGCUGACAGAGAACAAGAAUUAUAUGAGGCUCUCAAGCUUUGCAAAUCAAUUGCACCCAAUGUUGAUUUGGAUUUAAUGUGCGGGCUAUUUCGUAGUGCUGGAUUUUACCAUGGGAUCAUUGAUCUCUGUCUUUGUUGUGCACAGCGUCGUGACCCACAAGGUUUAGCUUUACAUUACUACAAAAAUGGUGAGCCACAAGAUGAUCUACAAGGUCAACAAGCAUUCGCAAAUAGAAUGAAAUGUUAUAAACAUAUAAUUGAGGCCCUGAAUGAUUUGAGGUCUCAGAGUGUUUCCCAUCCUCAGUCACCCAGCAUUCCAAAAGUACCUGGUCCUCCACCCAUGAAAGAUCCCAAUCUUUUGACACCUGAAGAAGCUAAAGUCUAUUUUGACCAGAUAUUUGAAACAUCAUUGAAAACCGAUGAUGAAUUAUUCCAUGUAGCUUUAUACGAUUCCUUGAUAGAAAACAACCAAUCAGAUACUCUUCUCUAUAUAAAAUCUCAUUAUCUUGAAGAUUAUCUAAAAAGAUGUAGUACUAUUCGUCCUGACAAUUUAUAUGUAUUAAAUCUUUUGUGGAAAUAUUAUGAAAAGAACCAAAAUUUCUCAGCUGCUGCGAGGGUUCUUGAUAAACUUGCAGAUAAACAAGGUUUGGAUAUGAACCUAUCUCAAAGGAUAGAAUAUUUGUCUAGAGCUAUUAUGUGUAUUAAAGGAUCCGAGAUGAGAAUAUCGUCAAGUGGAGAAGGUGAAUUUCUACAUGAACUGGAGGAAAAAAUGGAGGUUGCCCGCAUUCAACUUCAAAUAUUAGAAGCCUUACAACAGAAGAAGAAUAGCUUAAGCACUAAAGCAUCUCCUAUUCAAACAAACAGUAUUGACGAUGCUAUCAACAAAUUAAAUUCAAAUUUUCAAAAUAUUCAACAGUUAUAUGAAGAUUAUGCUGUUCCUUUUAAUCUUCCUGAAAGUCAGUUAGCAAUUGUUAAAUGUGGUGGCCUUUAUGAUCCAGCUCUAAUAGAAUCACUAUGGCAAAAUAUAAUUGAAAAAGAGUUAAUUGGAACAAUUGGUAAUCUGCCAGACACAAGAGUGCAAAUAUUACAGCAGAAAUUGAUUUCUAUCAGCCAGCCUUAUGUGAAUUGUGAUGAAUAUUUUCCACUUAUUUUUAUCAUCAAAUUUUUGGAAGUUAAAACUUGCCCACUGAAUUUUGAUCCGUCUUGGGUUUUUGAAACAAUGCUGAAGCUUGGUAUAUCUAUUGUUGAACUGUUAAAAAUCUACCAUAAGCUCUACAAAACAAAGGACUCUUGUUGGACGUCUCUAAGAAAACCUUUGCACUUAUUGUCCGUAUUAGCCGCUCUCAUUGGACAUUUUGCAGACUCGCCAUCCAUUGUGGCAUUGAAUGAGAGGAGAUCGUUCACUACAUUUUGCUUAGAUGUUUUAUCCGAUUAUCUGGUUGAUCUGCAAGCUAUGGAUACAUCGAUUCCCAAUGCAACUACUCUAAUGAGAGAAUUCAAAUCAGUCCAGCGUAAAUUGGAGCGAUUGCCUUGAUAGUUGACAAACUCUAGGAUUCUACAAUUAAAUGCUGUGAAUUUUUGUAUGAACUUUUUUAUAUGUAUAGGUGUGAAUAUUCAUUUUACUUUGAAGAACCAGUCUCUGACAAGCAUGAAAUGCUGCUUCUGAUUCAAUGCAACUUUUAACUGUUCUGAACUAAUCAAUCUACUUUAAUGCAUUUUUAUAUGUUUCAUUCAAGAUUAAUCAUAAUUUUUGUAAAUAAAGUUUUGCUGAAUCCUUU